This is a messenger RNA of Mycosarcoma maydis (corn smut), 3102 nucleotides long. RefSeq lists its product as uncharacterized. Gene Ontology annotation, molecular function: NAD+ kinase activity. Bases 1 to 3102 code for a protein of 1033 amino acids. The record is from RefSeq and is a predicted model, not a curated record. Gene Ontology annotation, biological process: NAD+ metabolic process; NADP+ biosynthetic process. NCBI's taxonomy places the organism in Eukaryota, Fungi, Basidiomycota, Ustilaginomycetes, Ustilaginales. The transcript has a single exon.
AUGUCGGCAUCGCCGAAUCCUUCGGGUCAUGCGACAUCAGAUGCCACAGCUCAACUGAGCUUGUUGGAUUCAGGACUGACGACGAAUUCUACCGCUGGGCUCACGCUGCUCGACCCGCCAAAGCCAUGUAGCUCCAAACCUGACUCGGGCCACUUUGAGGUUGCUACUGAUUCGCCCGCUUCCAGCUUGACCGACAAAGGCGACGGUAAUGCGGAUCAACCGAUCAACAAGACACAUGCCAAAGUGCACGAUGUAUCAUCCUUGCCGCAUGAACAUGCUGCCAUUCAGCCUUCAGCAUCUCUGAAUUCGCCAUGCUUUGUUCAUUCCUACCUGGAUCGCGGUGUAGCACUCGGAGAGAGCCUCAAGAAGCAGCGCCGUCAACUCAGUCGUCAGCGCCCGCACCGAAUCAGGAACCAGCGCCAGUACUCGCAGAGCGACGUCGCAUCUGCCGAUGAUGACGCUUCGCCUCAGCCUCCAGCAGUGGGCUCUGAUGCGGCUGCCUCGUCUUCCAUGGCGAGCUCCCUCUCGACCGGCAGGAGGCGCACAGUUGCAGACGAAGAGAACCUCUCGAAUUCCGAUUCUCCCUCUAUGCAUGCCAAACGAAGCACAGAACGCACACCGGCUCGAGUUCCUGUUCGUACCAGCUCGGAUGACGAUGACGGUGAUGUUGAUGAUGGUGGUGAUGCGGAUAAUGUGGCGCAUCAGCCUCUCUCGGAUCAAAGCUCGUCGUAUGGCUCUUCCUACUCCUACUCCACCGAUGAGGAGGACUCGGACAAGGUGCGGUCGCUCACUCGCCAGCUCGCAGAGACCGCCGUAGGCGUGCGAGAGAUGAGCAAGCAGCUCGGACGUGCCAGGGUCAAGUCUACGAUACAGUCGGUCAUGAUCAUUACAAAGGCCAGGGAUAACCAGCUCAUCAAAUUGACGCGUGAACUUGCCAUCUGGCUCAUGACAACUCCACGCAACGGCAAGGACACUGGACUCAUCGUCUACGUCGAUUCGCAGCUUCGUCAGUCUAAGCGCUUCGAUGCAGAGGGCAUUCGCAGAGACUAUCCUCAGCUCUUUGACGCACGUCCUCCCAAGCGCACUCCCAGCCUGCCUUCAUCCUUCUCUUCCUCCGCCACGUCAGCGUCGGACAACAAUGGCCCCUUGAACAGAGGAGAAGGCGGAAAUCAGUUGCGAUUCUGGAACGCCGACAUGUGCUCGCGCUCGCCCCACCUAUUUGAUUUUGUUGCCACUCUCGGCGGCGACGGCACCGUGCUGUUUUGCUCGUGGCUCUUCCAACGCAUCGUGCCUCCCGUCCUGCCAUUUGCUCUUGGAUCGCUUGGUUUCUUGACCAACUUCGAUUUCAAGUCUUACAAGGAUGUGAUGAAGUCGGCGCUCGACGACGGCAUCCGCGUCAACCUGCGCAUGCGCUUUACCGCCACAGUUUACCGUGCCACGCUGCCAUCCAGCAGUUCUGCCGACCGCCACCGGCGCCAAGCCAUCAAGUCGGGCAAGACGGGCGAGAUCAUCCUCAACUCGGUCAAGAACUGCGGCUGGGAUGUCAUCGAGUCGCCUAAUCCGGAUCCAUCACACCAACGACGCUCCGACCUGCGUCCAGACGACGAGGUGGUGCUGCCGUCGAUGGAGAAAGAACCAGCCAAGAAAGGCAAGAAGGGUAAGAAGUGCCGCGACAAGGAGAUCAUGUGCUUCAGCACGCGGCCCGUCGAGACGUUUGAGGUAUUAAACGAUCUCGUCGUCGACCGCGGACCGAGCCCUUACGUGAGCUUGCUCGAAGUGUUUGGAGAUGAGCAUCACAUGACGACGGCGCAGGCCGACGGUCUGUGUAUCUCUACACCCACCGGCUCGACCGCCUACUCGCUUUCGGCGGGCGGCAGUCUGGUGCAUCCAGAGAUUCCGGCCAUCCUCAUUACACCGAUCUGCCCGCACACAUUGUCAUUCAGACCGAUGCUUCUGCCCGACAGCAUAGAGUUGCGCAUCGCCGUGCCGUACAACUCGAGGAGUACCGCCUGGGCCAGUUUCGAUGGACGAGGCCGAGUUGAGCUCAAGCAAGGCGAUCACAUCAAGGUGACCGCGAGUCGCUAUCCUUUCCCUACCGUCUGCGCCGAAAAUCAAUCGACCGACUGGUUCUCGAGUAUCUCUCGCACACUCAAGUGGAACGAGCGACAGCGGCAAAAGUCGUUUGUGGUCGUUGAGGAAGGCGCUGAGGCGGAUUCGAGCAGCACUGGUGAUAAGGACAAGGACACAUCGACCGCAGCAUCAGCCAGCAAGAUGUUUGCAAAGCACAGUCACCAUGGAGACGUGGACAUUAGCGAUGAGGGUGAGGAUGAGAGCGACGAUGAGAACAGCGACACGAAGCAGGAUGAUGAUGAGGAAGACGCGGAGAAGUUUGAUAUUGACGAUACGAGCACCACCGUGACCCGUUGCAACAGCCCAAAUCCGCAUGGCGAUGGUCAUGCCCAUGUUCGCCGACGAUCGGGGCAAAACACACCGCGGCACGCCAACGGUGGUUCACGACGAAGCAGUGGGCCGUCGCUGUUGAGCGGUUCGUUGCCUCGAUUGACCUCGAUCACGAGUACUUUGGGGACCAAGCCAAGAGAGGCGCACACCAAGGUCGACUCAUCGUCGGCGGUCUCUUCGAAUUCUGGCUCCUUGCUUAAUAGCCCAGACCGAUUUGGCCUGCAAGGGCCGCCCUUGCCUCCCAAGGCCAUCAGCGAACGACAUUUGCUGAGCGCAGACUUCCGGCUGGAUGGCGGUCGCGCGCUUUCAUCAUCUUCAAAGCAGACGUCUUGGUCUUCGGAUCGCACAUCUGCAAGCGACGCUGAUGCCGGAUCAGGCUCGAUCGCUCAGGCAUCUCAUGCCACCAAGAGCGGACGAAGCAGAAGCAAGCAGGCCAAGGCGAUGACUCCUUCUUCAGCUCUGUGCCGAGACAAAACUCCCCAGGGAAUCCGUGAUUCGGCGAGACAGGAGGAUGCGAGCAACACUUCAGACAACAGGCUGGAGCGAUUUGAUCGAUCGUCCAACAGCACAGGGGGGACGGCGCUUGUCGUGUAUGGUGAAGACGAGAGCGAUACGGAUUCAACCACGGGUGCUGGUCAAUGA